AUGUGGCGCUUGCUGGCACUUUGCCCCUGCGCUUUGGCACAUGGAGGUGCUUUGGAGAGGUUCCCGCCGGAAGUGUCGAACGUGACUUCCUUUGUGGAUAACUUCGACUUUGCGAACAAUGCCACUUUUCACCAGAAGGCUCUGACCUACAGCGCCUGGUGGCGCGCGGGGAAUCCCAUCUUCUUCUUCUUCGGCGGGGAGGGCUCGGUGGAGGGCUUUUACAACGCCUCGGGGGCAGUGUUCGAGCACGGGCAGGCGCUGGAGGCCAUGGUGGUGUUCCUAGAGCACCGCUACUAUGGCUCCUCCAGGCCAAGCAGCGAUCUGCGGUUCCUCACUUUGGAGCAGGCCCUGGCGGACACCGCGUGGUUUUUGGAGGGUCUCCGGCGGCGGCUGGGCUGCGGAGAGCGGGAGUGCCCGGUGGUGACCUUUGGAGGCAGCUACGGGGGCAUGAUGGUGGCCUGGUUCCGGCAGAAGUACCCUCACCUCACCGCUGGCGGUUUGGCCUCCUCUGCUCCCAUCGACUUCUACCCCAACGAUGGACGGCAGGAGGCCUUCUGGAACGCCACGAUGCACACCUUCCGCUUCUUUGGCAGCGAGGGCUGCCCCGGAGAGGUGGACAAGGCGCUUGGACUUCUGCAGCAGCAGAGCCAAGAUGCGGCAGGUCGACGGCAGAUCUCCGAGGCUCUGGGCAGCUGCGAGGAUUUGGAGAACGAGACCACUGCGGGCGCCAAGGUGGACUUCUUCCUGCGAGGAGUCUUCGCCACGCUGGCGAUGCUCGACUACCCGGUGGCGAGCAACUUCGUGACGCUGCUGCCGGCCAACCCGGCGAAGGUGGCCUGCCAGCGCCUCCAGAGCUCCACGGACUUGCGGGGCCUGCGCCGGGUGGUGGAUUUGUUCCUCAACGCCACGGGGAGUUACCGCUGCUACGACUACUUGGCGGAGAUGGUGGGCCGCGCCACGUCGGGGCAGCUGCAUGGGCCCACCACCUUGCCGGACAUGGGGCACUGGCAGUACCAGGCCUGCAAUGAGAUGCCCAUGCAGUCCUUGACCAGCGAUGGCAUGGGCUUCUAUCCCGCCAAGGACUCGCAGCUCGCGGAGGUGGCGGACAGCUGCUAUCUGCGCUACGGCCUGCGCCCGAGGACGGCUUGGCUCGGGGUCAGCUUGGGCGGCAGCCGGCUGCACGUGGGGCAGCUGCUCUUCACCGACGGGGAGAAGGACCCCUGGCGCGCCGGGACCCCCAAGGCCUCCCGGAUCCCCAGCGGCGUGGACAUCGUCCAGCACCUCAUCCCCGCGGCGGCCCACCACGAGGACCUCCGCUUCGACGCCUCGCCGCCGCGGGCCGCGGUGCUCGAGGCGAAGCGCCUGGCGCGGCGCCUGGUGGCGCGGUGGGCCGCGGACUUCCGGCGCGGCGGCGGAAGCGGCGCCGGCGGCGGCUGGGUGGUCUGA
Effrenium voratum is the source of this 1446-nucleotide messenger RNA. NCBI's taxonomy places the organism in Eukaryota, Dinophyceae, Suessiales, Symbiodiniaceae. The record is from the annotation of a GenBank genome assembly.